Messenger RNA from Aspergillus melleus, 234 nucleotides. RefSeq lists its product as uncharacterized. The record is from RefSeq and is a predicted model, not a curated record. Bases 1 to 234 code for a protein of 77 amino acids. The transcript has a single exon. Lineage: Eukaryota; Fungi; Ascomycota; Eurotiomycetes; Eurotiales; Aspergillaceae.
AUGCGCGAUUUCUCGCUGCUGAGCCACUCGGGCCUCUUCGACGUGAGCGUCCCGGGCAGCUUCACCUGGACCUUCGGUCAACUGAUCGCGCUCAUGUAUAUCUUCGCUGCCUACCAGAUUCUGUCUCACUUCGCCCUGCAGCAGUCCAUCAAGGGGCUUUCCUAUAUUAACAGCGGUGAUUCCCUGAGCAUCAGUUGCAUCAUUAGGUUGUAUUUGACUUCCAUUGUCAUCUAG